UUGCAACCACAUUAUUCAGUGGUGAAAAGUCGUUGCGUGCAGUCAUCCACUAAUCUCCAAACAAAUCGCGAACUUAAAUUCAUACUAAAAUGGCAUUCAAGUAUCUGAUCUUCGCCUCGGCCCUGUGCCUGAGCCUCGCCUAUCCGCUGGAGCACCAGCACCAGUACUACGAGGAGAGCCACGGCUACGAGCACCUGGCCCACCACGAGCCGGAGCCCGUCCACGAGUACGGACACCACCAGAUUGAGCGCAUCUCGCUGGGCGAGGAGCACGGACACAUCGACCACGCCGAGCCCCACUACGAGACCCACGAAUCCCAUGGCCAUGACGAACAUGUGGACUACUAUGCCCCUCCCAAGUACGCCUUCAAGUACGGAGUGAAUGACUUCCACACCGGAGAUGUGAAGUCGCAGCACGAGACCCGCGAUGGCGACACCGUCAAGGGCCAGUACUCGCUGGUGGAGCCCGAUGGUUCCAUCCGCACCGUGGACUACACCGCCGACAAGCACAAUGGCUUCAACGCCGUUGUCCACAAGACCGCCCCAGUGCAUCACCACGAGGAGCUGCACGAGCACCACUACUAAGCCAGCAACCACUGCGCACUAGAGUUAGCCAAAUUGCUCAUCAGCCGAAAGUUGGAGGAGGAUUAUGAGGAUUAGGAGGAGGGACAAGCAUCCACAUCGAUCGACCAUGGAAUCAGCUUCAUAUCUCGUAAUUAGGACAUCAGCACACACCCUGGCCAGGGACCACAUUCGAGGACUCUUACCUCAGAGUGGCCACGACCAUUUCAUUAACAUUUUGUAUAUUGUAUUUUAUUCUGUGAUAGCGAAUAACUUCUAUGUGUAUCUUCCGCUUUCAACUGAUCCUUAGUCACUACCUGCUCAGACGAAUUUACCAAUCACUCGACUGUAAACUGUAAACUUUAAUCCUUAAUCUAUAAUCUAUAAUCUGUAAUGUAUACUUAUGUCUUCUCGUAAAACUUGUUACAGAGAUCGAACGAACGAAUUGUAAAUUGUGUAAUAAAGUGUGAAUUAUGUACUUUUUAUAAAAUCAAAA
Molecule: messenger RNA, 1056 nt
Organism: Drosophila elegans
Lineage: Eukaryota; Metazoa; Arthropoda; Insecta; Diptera; Drosophilidae
Gene: Cpr66Cb
Product: adult-specific cuticular protein ACP-22
Exons: 3
Coding region: 90-584 (164 amino acids)
Cellular component (GO): extracellular matrix
Source: RefSeq, a predicted model, not a curated record